UAGGACUUGAGAGAACAGCACCUCUCCAGGGCAGGGGCGCCAGACAAGGAGGAUUCUGCAUUCAGCUUUCCAGAGGUGGUGAAUCCAUCCCUGAGAGCAAAGGUUCGAUUCAAGGACUCCGCAAGAUUCUUAACCCAAAUUCUCAGAGGCCAGUCUUCACCCUGGGAGGAGGGCAUUCAAGACGCCCUCUCCAAGACGCUUUAUCCUCACCCCAUGGCGCUGCCCGGCUCCUCACAAGCCCAGACUUGGAGCGUGGAGCCUCCGGUUCCCACAGCCUCUUUGCCCUCGGGACCUCAGGAGCAGGAGGGUGCCGGGAGCCCUGCAGCGUCCGGAGGGCUCCCGCAGGAGAAGGUGAAGCGGCCCAUGAACGCCUUCAUGGUGUGGAGCUCUAUUCAACGCCGCCAGAUGGCGCAGCAGAACCCCAAGCUGCACAACUCGGAGAUCUCGAAGCGCCUGGGAGCGCAGUGGAAGCUGCUGGGCGACGAAGAGAAGCGUCCGUUCGUGGAGGAGGCCAAGCGUCUCCGAGCCCGCCACCUACGCGACUACCCCGACUACAAGUACCGGCCUCGGCGCAAGAGCAAGAACUCGGGCACCGGGUCUGUCCACUUCAGCCAGGGAGGAGGUGGCCUGGCCUCUGGUGGCCCGCACUGGGGGCCAGGGUACACAACUACCCAAGGGAGCAGAGGCUUUGGGUACCAGCCCCCCAACUACUCGACGGCCUACCUGCCUGGCAGUUACGCCUCUUCCCACUGUAGACCGGAGGCCCCCUCGCCGUGCUCCCUCCCUCAGAGUGAUCCUAGGCUCCAAGGGGAGCUAAUGCCCUCUUUUCCCACCUACCUAUCCCCAGGCUCUUCCACCCCCUACAGCACUUCCCUUGCUGGUGCCCCGUGUCUGUAACCCACCUUUAACUGGCAGAGACAUUUCAGUUCAGAGGCCUACAAGUCUCUCAAGGAACCAGAAUGCACAAAAGCACAAUAACACAAUUUUGUACAAUCAAAGCACGUCUCUGAGUCUUUAUUGUCCCGUCUGUACGCUCAACACUACAGCAACCUCUGCCUCUCCACACCCUUCCGUCUGGACCUGCCACAGCAGGAACCUCCCCACCCCACCCUGAGGCCCUUAUCUGAGUCAUU
Molecule: messenger RNA, 1133 nt
Organism: Peromyscus eremicus (cactus mouse)
Lineage: Eukaryota; Metazoa; Chordata; Mammalia; Rodentia; Cricetidae
Gene: Sox15
Product: SRY-box transcription factor 15
Exons: 2
Coding region: 214-897 (227 amino acids)
Biological process (GO): positive regulation of transcription by RNA polymerase II; cell differentiation; negative regulation of transcription by RNA polymerase II
Molecular function (GO): DNA-binding transcription factor activity, RNA polymerase II-specific; RNA polymerase II cis-regulatory region sequence-specific DNA binding
Source: RefSeq, a predicted model, not a curated record